Zea mays is the source of this 1574-nucleotide messenger RNA. RefSeq lists its product as uncharacterized. The transcript has a single exon. Gene Ontology annotation, molecular function: protein binding. Lineage: Eukaryota; Viridiplantae; Streptophyta; Magnoliopsida; Poales; Poaceae. The record is from RefSeq and is marked validated. Bases 40 to 1458 code for a protein of 472 amino acids.
AUCGAUCACAGACAUUCAUUCACCCGAUCCGAUCCAUCGAUGGCGGUCGACGACUCGACGCCUGCUGCUAAGAGUCGUCGACUAGAGAGAAGCGUCGUCUCUAGCAUCUCGAAUUUGCCGGAGCACCUCCAACAAGAGAUCUUCUCCCGCGUGGGCGACGUCAAGUCCCUCUUCAUGUUCGCCGUGACAAGCCGCGGGUGGCUCCGCCGCUUCACAGACCGGGCCUUCCUCCGCGAGCUCUUCCCCAGUCACGGCCGCCACGGCGCGCGCCUGCUCGGCGUCUUCCUGCAGGACGCGCCGUUCAAUCGCCCCGACACGUCGCUGAUGCCGGCGCAGAUGGCGCCGCCGCCGCCGGCGCAGCAGCAGCAGCGCGCGUCGUCGUGCGCGCCGACCUUCCUGCCGGCGCCGGGCUCGCCGCUGGGCGCCCGCCGUCUCGUCGACGACGCCGCCUUCGACAACGCCGACCUCCUAGCCGCGCACCGCGGCAUCGUGCUGGUGCGGCUCGCCCCGCGCACCCCUGACGAGGAGGCCUGCCACUUGUUCGGCGUCUGCAACCCCGUCACCGGCUACCGCCACGUCCUCCCACCCCUGGAGUGGAGCCUCGCCGGUAGCAGACUGAACGGCUACGCAAUCGUCACGGCCGCCGAUAUGCCGCAGCACCAUCCGCCGGCGACGGCGCGCUUCAAGUUCUCACAACUGCUCGUCAUCACCCAGCAAAUAGAUCUCCAUUAUCUGGUAGGGGUGGUGGACGUGUACGUGCACUCGUACUCGGCCGCCACGGGCAGCUGGAGCGAGCCCACCGGAUGCCUGGACAGCAACGCCUUCUCGCUGAUGGGCGACGGAUCGGCGGUCAUCCACCGUGGCGCGGCGCACUGGCUGUGCGUCGACGACGGCGGUUUGCGCUACCGGCCUUCAGUCUACAGACGCGGCUACCACACGUACACGCUCAGCGUGGACGUGGCCACCGCACGCGUCUCCCUGACAAGGAUCCCCGUCCGUGUCGGAGGCAAACAACUCCUCUACGUCACCGGCGACGGCGAGCUCGCGGUCGCCUCCGUGUACUUCAUAUACGUGAUUCUUUGGACUCAGGCAGCCGGAGGCGGAGGCGGAGGCGACACCACCCCUGCGUGGACCCGCACAUUGUUUACCAUACCAGUGGCGCCGGUGCCUUUCCCACACGUAGACGGGUAUCUGAAGCACCGGCUGGAGAGGUGGUGCAACUUCAGCCAUGGAUCGUUGCUCGCGCUGUUCAGGGCCAGGGGCGUCUUAAUCCUCGACCUUAACACCAAGGCCAUGGAGGAAGUCUCCAUCCCCGACUUGCACAACAAGGCGACGAUCUUCAUGGCUGAAUAUGGUGCUAAUCGGAAUCAGACGUGGCUGCCCUACGAGAUGGACGUGGUGGAGUUCUUCAUGCUCCACCUUGGUGGAGGUACUGUCUCAGAGAUUGGAUCUCCAUAGAUGUUACUAUUUCUUUCAUGCUAUUAUAUUUUUAGUCUCUUAGCUAUUUAUUUUUAGUCUCUUAGCUAUUUAUUUUUAGUCUCAUGAUAUUAUAUUAUUGUUACUUUUUUUAUGAU